CCAAUCGCUUAGUGGCAACCCAAAAUAUAUAAAUAGUUUCGAGUGCAAAAAAGCCUUAUUUAUGGGAAUAAAAUAGAUAACUAUUAGUUGAAUCGUGUGGAAAAUAAGGCUCGCUAGCAGCAUAAAGCCGCACAAUGUCUAAGUCAAGCGCAGCACGCUGGGUGAAGUUCUUCAAUGCGGCGGGCAUUCCCUCUCCCGCCGCCGCCGGGUACGCCCACGUCUUCGUGGAGAACCGCAUCCAGGACGACAUGCUGCUGGACCUCAACAAGGAGUAUCUGCGGGAGAUGGGCAUCACCCUGAUGGGUGACAUAAUUGCCAUCCUGCGGCACUCGAAGACCGUCUGCGAGCAGAAUGCCCGGGACCAGGUCCUGACCACGGAGGUGGUUCAGCCAGUUGCCCGUCCGGUGUCGCCAAAGGUCAAAACGCCGGUAGUCGCCAAAGCAAAGGUUUCGCCGCCUGCAAAACCGGCGAGACGGGUGCUUCCCGAGCACGAGGGCAAGUACAAGGUGACACUGCCCUCGGGAACCACAGAGCGCAGCAAGCAGAUCUUAGCCAAACGGGAGAAGCUGUACUCCGAUCGCGUGAGCAGCUCCAAGAAGCCGGACAUCUUUACGCGCCUCCACGCUGCCACUGGCGAGGACGAGGCCCAGGAGGGCAUAGUGUCCAGCUCCGGCGAGAGCAGCGUUCGCGUGCACAUCACCGGAGUGUCCAAAGCAGCGGACACCUCGGGCAACAAUUCGGUCUUCGCCCGACUCGGCGGCAAGCAGUCCUCAGAUGUCACCCUAACUAAGGAAAUUAAGUCGAUUCUAAAGAACACACAUCGUUCGGUGGUAGGAGGUGUGACCAAAAACUCGCCCAUUGUCAAGGCCAAGAGGGUGGCGGCCUCCACGGUGCCGCAGCAGAAAGUAAUGCUCGUCCACAAGGUGCCCCUGAAAAGAGGCGACGACGAAGACGACAGUAUGGACGAUCUAGAAAGCGAUGAGGAAGACUUCAUCGUCAGCGGCGAAAGUGAAGACUUUGAUAUGGGGGCCGCCGAAAAGAUUGUUAAGUUUGCUUCCACAGCAGAGGUUCGUGAAAUCGCACCCGAGUCCUCCUACAAAAACAGGCAUGGCAAAAACUUUGCUAACAACAUCAAAUCAAGGCUGGGAAUUGUAUCCAAACUUCAUGCCACCAAGAAGACCUACAACCUAAAGGCAUCGCCCUCGAAGAAACCACAGGCUCGCCUCAGCCCGGUUAAGGGCAAGGCCAUACGCAUGCGCAGCGACGAGCUGAUGACCCGCCAGGACACGCUGCCCGUCCACAGAAGGCUGGGAAAUAACUCGACUUCCGCCCCCGUCAGAGCUCCUCCAGCAGUACCACACCGCCAGCAGCGAUCAGAGCCACCGCAGAAGAAAUAUGUUCCGCCAAGGCGCUACAACAGCAUGAAUGCAGGUCAUAACAGGCCUCGAGAUCAAUCUGGAUCUGUCUUUGACCGUCUUGGCUUCAAUAACUCUAUGUAAAAUAUAAGUGAUGUGCCCCUCGUAAAUUUACGUUAAGUUCAAUGCCCUUAAUUAAUUUUGCCAUUAAAUGUUCGAAUGGAAGUAGAAA
Molecule: messenger RNA, 1587 nt
Organism: Drosophila biarmipes
Lineage: Eukaryota; Metazoa; Arthropoda; Insecta; Diptera; Drosophilidae
Exons: 4
Coding region: 135-1499 (454 amino acids)
Cellular component (GO): nucleus
Molecular function (GO): protein binding
Source: RefSeq, a predicted model, not a curated record